This is a messenger RNA of Malania oleifera, 1889 nucleotides long. RefSeq names its product AAA-ATPase At5g17760-like. The record is from RefSeq and is a predicted model, not a curated record. Gene Ontology annotation, molecular function: ATP hydrolysis activity; ATP binding. The transcript is spliced from 2 exons. The coding region runs from base 175 to 1632 and encodes 485 amino acids. NCBI's taxonomy places the organism in Eukaryota, Viridiplantae, Streptophyta, Magnoliopsida, Santalales, Ximeniaceae.
AAAAUCCAAUGCACUAAUGUUUCUAAAAUUCAAAACCCCAAAACCUUAUAAUAUAUAUAGGGGUAAGCCGAUUAUACACAAACCUUUUUACUUCAUAACAAACCUGGCGAAGAACAGCACCCACUCUCCUCAGUCCUCGCUCCACCACUGCGGAACUCCCAAAAGUCGGAAACCAUGGUUUCGCUGACGGAAAUGCCAUCGGCGUCAUCCCUGUUCUCCGCCUACGCCUCCAUGACCGCCACAAUGAUGGUGUUCCGCUCCAUGUUCUACGAGCUCGUUCCGGCUCCCCUCCGCCUCUACCUCCUCUCCGCCGUCCGCUACCUCUUCAAGCCCCGCUCCUCCCUCCUCACCCUCGUCAUCGACGAAACCACCGCCUUCACCCGCAACCAGGUCUACGAUGCCGCCGAGACCUACCUGUGCACCAAAAUCAGCCCCUCCACCCAGCGCCUCCGCGUCAGCAAAACCCCCAAAGAGAAAUCCCUCACCGUCCGCUUUGAAAAGGGCGAGAACAUCUCCGAUUGCUUCGACGGAGUUUCCCUGAAUUGGAGGUUGGCCUGGGCGGAAACAGAGAAUCCCAAUAGCAACAGCAAUCACUCAAAUGCUUCCAGAUACGAGAAGCGAUUCUUCGAGUUGAGCUUCGACCGGAAGCACAAAGACAUGAUCUUGGACUCGUAUCUCCCGUUCGUACUCGAGAAAUCCAAGGCCAUUAAGGACGAAGAGAAGGCCGUGAGGCUGUUCAGCCUCGGCGGCUUGUAUCCGUGCAGCGGACUUCUCUGGGAAGGCAUCAAUCUGGACCACCCGGCGACGUUCGAGAAAUUGGCUAUGGACCCAGAUCAGAAGAGGGCUGUUGUGGAGGACUUGGAUCGGUUUGUGAGAAGGAAAGAGUUUUAUAGGAGAGUGGGGAGGGCUUGGAAGCGAGGGUACUUGCUGUACGGCCCUCCCGGCACCGGAAAAUCGAGUUUGAUCGCUGCAAUGGCUAAUUACCUCAAGUUUGAUGUAUACGAUUUGCAGCUUGCAAACGUAACGCGCGACUCCGACCUCAGAAAAUUGCUUCUGGCGACGACGAACAGGUCUAUUCUCGUGAUUGAGGACAUCGAUUGCAGCAUGCAGCCAACGGAACGCCGGCCGUUCGACGGGCGCAAGCCCCCUGAUUUGCAGCUGACCCUAUCCGGACUACUAAACUUCAUAGAUGGCCUCUGGUCCAGCUGCGGCGACGAGCGAAUCAUCGUAUUCACCACCAACCACAAGGAAAAGUUGGAUCCAGCCCUGCUGCGUCCGGGGCGAAUGGACAUGCACAUUCACAUGUCCUACUGUACUCCCUGCGGGUUCAAGCUCCUCGCUUCCAAUUACUUGGGCAUUUCCGGUCGCCAUAGGCUCUACGCACAGAUUGAGCGCCUCAUGGAGAGCGUAAAGGUCACUCCUGCACAGGUUGCCGAGGAACUGAUGAAGAGUGAUGACGCUGAUGUUGCCCUUGGAGAGCUCGUUAAGCUACUUAAGACGACCGAGACUAAAAUAGAUCAUGAAGUUGGCGACAGGGUUGAACAUCUGAAACCAAAGAGGCAGAAGGCUGGGAACAAGCAGCAAAGGAAAUCUCACAUGAGAAGAAAAUUAAGUCAUGCACCCGAAGAAUAGUCAUGCCAUAUAUAUAUAUAUAUAGGGUAAAGACACUCUUCUUUCCUCAGGUGUGGUGAAAAAUAGAGACCUCCCUAGAUUUUAAAAUUUUCAAGAAUCUACUCAGAGGUUUUGAAAUCUAAAGGAAGUCUUGGGUUUUAUGAGACCUUAAAAGGGUCAUUAAUUUUUAUUUUUAUUUUUUAUCAAAACUAAUGGGGUGGAAAGUUAGUGCCUCUUAUGUUAAUAUAUAAUAUGGUUUCUUAAAGGCUUUUGGCCAA